Molecule: messenger RNA, 3378 nt
Organism: Diaporthe amygdali
Lineage: Eukaryota; Fungi; Ascomycota; Sordariomycetes; Diaporthales; Diaporthaceae
Exons: 4
Coding region: 1-3378 (1125 amino acids)
Biological process (GO): nucleoside metabolic process
Molecular function (GO): protein binding; catalytic activity; ADP binding
Source: RefSeq, a predicted model, not a curated record
AUGUCGCAGGGCCGUGUGACGAAAUUGGACACGGCGAGCUACCACGUUGCCUGGAUAUGCCCCGUGGCCAGUCUCGAGUUGACUCCAGCGCGCUUGCUGCUAGACGAAUCACACGAGCGCCCUGAAAUCGACGGUCAAUAUGAUGACAAUAUUUACAAAUUCGGCUCGAUGGCGGGGCACAACGUUGUCAUCGCCACGUGCCCUGCUGGUAUGACUGGCCAGGUUGGCGUCGGAUCUAUCGCGGGGCCGCUGUUCAAGACUUUCCCUAAUAUUAGGAUGACACUGCUCGUCGGCAUAGGUGGCGGCGUUCCUCAGAAGCAUUUGUUUUCUGAACCCCUUCAGGACGUGCGUCUUGGGGAUGUGGUUGUCGGUUGGCCUAGCUCUAAAGACGGUAAACCCGCUGUCAUUUGCUACGACGCGGGAAGGUCCCGGAUCCACGGUUUCCAGGCGACGAUGCAAAUCAACAGGCCACAUAUGGUCCUAUUGAAGGCGCUCCCGAUUCUUGAGAACGAUCAUGACUUUGGGGAAUCGGAAUUUCACACCCUUCAGGCCAAGCUCCAGAAUCACGAGAAGUUCGGAAGUCAAUUUAAGCAUCCUGGUUUGGAGCAUGAUUUGCUGUUCAAACCCACCUACGAGCAUGUUGGGGACUACGAUUCCAACUGCGUGGAGUGUGAUAAGAACAAUCUUGUCCAGCGAAAGUCACGCCGUGAGGAUCAGAAAGAAAGCUUUAUAUUCCAUCAAGGACGAAUUGCGACUGGAAAUGCAGUUAUGAUGGACGGCCAGAAGAGAGAUUUGAUCAACGAGCAGUACGGCGACGUUUAUUGCAUCGAGAUGGAGGCAGCGGGCGUGGACAUCAACAGCAACUGUCUCGUGAUCCGAGGGAUCUCUGACUACGCCGACUCUCACAAGAGUGACCUGUGGAGGUCAUAUGCCGCAGGAAAGGCAGCAGUCUUUGCUCGAGAGCUACUGAACAAGAUUCCAGCGAAAGACGUUAAAGAAAAAAUGGCUACAGUUAACAAACAUUGGCUUGUUCACCGUUCCACAAAUCCGCACUUCACCGGACGGCACAAUAUCAUCGACAAGAUUGUCAGAGCGAUCAGCCCCGAGCCCACGACAGAUCAACAGCGGCGGUUUGUCGUGACUGGUAUGGGUGGUCAGGGUAAGAGUGAGAUAUGUCUUCAUGUAGCGAACGAGGUCCGAGACAGGUUCUGGGCAAUAUUCUGGGUCGACGUCAGCACCCAAAACACAGCUGAAAACAACUUCUCCGAGGUUGCAGACGCUCUGGGAUGUCCAAAAAGUAUUGACGAAGUCCGAAAGGCGCUCUCCAAUCUCCCACCGACGAAGACAUGGCUUUUGAUACUGGAUAAUGCGGACGAUCUGCGUAGAGACCAUCAGAUUUACAUACCCUCAGGAAACCGUGGAGCGAUUCUCGUAACAUCCCGGAAUCCCCAAUGCGGACGAUUAGCAUUGGCCGGCGGCUACGAGGAACUCGACAGUUUGCAGGAAGCCGAAUGCAUGCAACUCCUCCGUAGAUCCUCACGAUUGCCUGAGUUCUGGCAAGAAACCUCAGAAGAUACGGCGGCUCUUGUUCUCGUCAAAGAGCUUGCAUACCACACCUUGGCUAUUAAUCACGCUGCAUCGAUGGAAUUUCUCGAAUCGUCGGAGACUGGUGCAUCAGAUGAGACACGCAAAGAUGCACUCCGGCUGCUGCAUAUCCUCUCGACGUUUCACCAUGAGAGCGUACCUCUCGACAUCCUGAUAGAUGCAUGCGAGGGAUCUGAAAAAGCACUGCAGACCCCUAAGGAAUGGGAGAUGGACUCUGGAUGGCUGACAGCCUGGCAUGUGGCACAAGUUCCCGACCUCGUCAGGACGGAGAAAGACAAUGCGAGAUUUCGAAUCACUGAGGCAGUGGCGCGGCUCGAAGCGCUCGCACUGGUGAAAACUGACAGUCCCGUGCGGACGGGCGUUUGGAAGUUCGUAUCGAUGCACCCGCUCGUGCACGGCUGGGCGCGUGACCGCCACCGCGGGGAAAAGAAGAAGGCGGCGUUGCGGAUGAGCCAAUGCAUUGUCGCGCUGGGAAUUUAUGGAUGUCGCGGUUGGCGCCCAUAUCAUAUCCAGUUCAGAACUCAUUUGUGGCAGCUGGUCGAUUCGGACGCAGACUUGGUCGACGACGCGGCUCAAUCUAGACGGAUUUUGCAGAUGUGCGUGAGCAUUGCAUGGGUUUUCAAGAGCAUGAGACUUGAAACAGAUAUGUACAAAUUGGCAAAUCGAAUCUUGCAUCGGUCAGGCCUCUACGACCAGGAACCCACCGAAGAACUCCGGGAGUUAUAUUGCUUGUUCGCAUUAGCUGUUGGUGGGGUGGGAAGCCGGCCAGCAGAAACAGUGCGGGCAUUUGAAAAAAUAGCGCGGCUCGACGAGCAAACACGCGGUGAGAAUGACCGGUGGCGGCUGGAAAACUUGCGCCGCCUCGGAUGGGCGUAUCAGAAGAAUGGACAGACAAAGGAGGCAGUCGCGUUGUUGCGGAAAGUGGUCAGAGCGUUUCAGGAGCUAGGCGAAGAGCAUGAGUCUCUACUCAACGCGCAACACGCCCUCGCAAGUGCACUGGGGGACAACAACGAAACUGAAGAAGCUGCUGUGUUGCUUGAAAAGGUGGUCGAAAUCGAUGAGAGACUUCUCCCAGCAGACCACCCUGACCUACUUACAUCACAGCACAGUCUCGCUGUUGCAUACCUCAAGAACGGGCAGGUUGCAGAAGCCACGGCCCGAUUGGAGGAGGUGGUCAAGCAUAACGCACAGACCCUCGGCGAGGAACACCACCAUACGGCAACAAUACUGGCUUGGCUUGCUGAUGCAUAUCUGCGGGCCGGCAGGGUGACAGAUGCUAUCGAGUUACGCGAGCGGGUAGUCAAUAUUCAAAAAUACACCCACGAUGAGAAACACCCUGAUCUUCUAACAUCACAGAACAACCUUGCUGUAGCAUACUUCAAGGUUGGAAAAGUGUCGGAAGCUGUUGGGUUGCUUGAAUGGGUGGUCAACAUCAGAAGGUCUACACUCGAACCAAAAAACGGUGCUCUAUUGACAUCACAGCUCUGCCUAGCUCAAGCUUAUCUGGAGGCUGAAAGAGUGCCGGAAGCUAUCGAGAUACUUGAGCGGGUGAUUGAGGUGGCCAGAUCGUGGUACGAUGAAGGCAACCCCGGCAGGGUAAGAUCACAGAGACUGCUUGACAAAGCAUACGCAAUGUGCGACUACCCUUCUUCACAGUCGUCAGAGACAUCACUCUCAGUAUCGGAGACGUCUCAGCUAGAUCCUUUCUCUGAGUUGGUGGAGGAACGGGCUUCGGCUGACCCCGACUGUGCUCCUGGUGUCGAGGCUGCAUAG